CCGGGGAAAGGCAAUAAAUCAUACAUCUUCCUUUCAUUCAACUAACACAAAAAUGUCGAUCAAACAUGGUAUCAAAACAUUGGCAGUGGUGGGAGCUUCAGGUCAAAUGGGAAAUGGAAUAGCAUACGUAGCAGCAACAAAAGCACAAAUUCCACGCAUUCUAAUUUGUGAUCAAUCUGAUGCUCAAUUGGAUAAAGGAUUAGCAUUCUUUGAUAAAUUAUUGGCAAAAGAUGUAUCCAAAGGUAAACUUACACAAGAUGAUGCUGAUCGUGCAAGAGCAAGUUUGACGAAAGCACCAGGCGGGGCAGCAUCUUUGGCUGAAAUCCACCAAGAUGGUCCACCGGAUAUGGUAAUCGAAGCAGCAACAGAGAACCUAAACAUCAAACAAAGCAUCUUCAAAACAUUAGCAAGCACACUUCCACUUUCAACAAUCUUGGCCACAAAUACAAGUAGUAUCAGUGUUUCAAAAAUUGCCGCAAGUGCAGUACCAGAAAAUGCAAAAGCAGGAAGUCCAGAAGCAUGGCAAAGUCCGGCAAGAACGUUGGGUUUGCAUUUCUUCAAUCCAGUUCCAGUGAUGAAAUUGGUGGAGCUUAUCCCUGCACUCCAAACAAGCAAAGAUGUUACCGAUCGUGCAAGAGCAUUCGCAGAAGCAUGCGGCAAAACAAUCACAGUCAGUGCAGAUACUCCAGGUUUCGUAAGUAAUAGACUUUUGAUACCUUUCAUCAAUGAAGCUGUAAUGGCAUUGGAAUCUGGCGUGGCUACAAAGGAAGAUAUCGAUACGACACUCAAAUUGGGGAUGAACCACCCUAUGGGUCCUUUGCAAUUGGCUGAUUUCAUCGGUCUUGAUACAUGCUACUAUAUCGGUGAAGUUCUCCUACGUGAGACAGGAGACUCCAAAUAUAGACCUUCAGUACUCUUGGGAAGAAUGGUCGACGCAGGAUGGCUUGGUAAGAAGAGCGGAAAGGGUUUCUACGACUACAAUUAAUGAUGGCAGUAUACACUCGUAAUAAAUCACAUAGAUCAUUAUCCUUA
Messenger RNA from Meira miltonrushii, 1032 nucleotides. RefSeq names its product putative 3-hydroxybutyryl-CoA dehydrogenase. NCBI's taxonomy places the organism in Eukaryota, Fungi, Basidiomycota, Exobasidiomycetes, Exobasidiales, Brachybasidiaceae. Gene Ontology annotation, biological process: fatty acid metabolic process. Gene Ontology annotation, molecular function: oxidoreductase activity, acting on the CH-OH group of donors, NAD or NADP as acceptor; NAD+ binding. The transcript has a single exon. The coding region runs from base 53 to 985 and encodes 310 amino acids. The record is from RefSeq and is a predicted model, not a curated record.